This is a messenger RNA of Nannizzia gypsea CBS 118893, 1317 nucleotides long. RefSeq lists its product as hypothetical. Lineage: Eukaryota; Fungi; Ascomycota; Eurotiomycetes; Onygenales; Arthrodermataceae. Gene Ontology annotation, biological process: transmembrane transport. Gene Ontology annotation, molecular function: transmembrane transporter activity. The transcript has 11 exons. Gene Ontology annotation, cellular component: plasma membrane. The record is from RefSeq and is a predicted model, not a curated record. The coding region runs from base 1 to 1317 and encodes 438 amino acids.
AUGGGCGUCAAGUCAGAAGCAGAUGUCUCUCCCGACCUCUCUAUCGAGCAGGACAGCGAGCUCCCGCAGCUCAAGCACACGACGGAGCGCAAGCUCAUGGCCAAGAUAGAUCUCUACAUCCUGCCAAUGCUAAGCAUCCUCUACCUGCUCGCCUUCUUGGACAGAGUCAACAUCGGCAACGCAGUCAUCUUCGGCCUAAAGAAGGACUUGGGCAUCACCUCGGGUACUGAGUACAACACGGCCCUGACCAUCUUCUUUAUUCCCUACGUCCUGUUCGAGAUUCCGUCGAACUUGCUGCUCAAGAAGUUCAAGCCUCAUGUCUGGCUCUCCGUUUGCAUGUUUGCAUUCGGUCUCAUUACUUGUCUCCAGGGCAUCGUGACCAACUAUGCCGGCAUUCUCGCGACUCGCUUCUUCCUCGGCCUUGCUGAGACCGGCAUGUUCCCCGGAUGCUUCUACUUGAUGGGCAUGUGGUACAAGCGAUCUGAAGCCCAGAAGCGAUUCUCUUUCUUCUUCAGCUCUACCACCCUGGCCGGCGCCUUUGGAGGCCUGCUCGCCAGUGGUAUCGGCAAGAUGGGCGGCCUGCGCGGCUACAAUGGCUGGAGAUGGCUGUUCAUUCUCGAGGGUGUCUUCACUUGCGUCGUCGCUGUCGUCUGGUUCUUCCUCAUCCCCGAUUUCCCAGAAGACGUCAAGUGGUUGACUGAGGAGGAGCGUGAGUUCAUCAAGGCCAAGCUGGCAAAGGACGUGGGCAAGGCCGGUGUCGAUUCCAAAGUCACCUUCAAGGACGUCGUCUCUAUCGUUACUGAUCCCAAGGUCCUCGUCGGUGGAUUCAUGUAUCUCGGCAUGAUUGUUCCUGCAUACAGCUAUGCAUACUUCGCUCCCACCAUCAUCAAGAACUACGGUUACGGACCAAUUGAAACACAACUCUAUUCCAUCCCCCCAUGGGCCGAAAACAGAAACAUCCAAUACGGCGCCCUCUUCCUCAUCACAUGCGGCACUUACAGCGCCAUGCCAAUCAUCAUAUGCUGGUACGCCAUGAACCUGUCCGGCCAUAAGCGCCGAGCCAUUGGAACCGGCUGGCAGAUCGGAUUCGGAAACACGACGUACAGCUUCCUUGAGAAAGACGCACCGAUGUUCAAGCCAGGCCACAGCAUAUCAAUCGGCUUCCUGUGCUUGGCCGUCGUCUCAUGCGUAGCGUACCUCUUCCUCAUCCUAAACCGUAACAAGAAGAAAGACGCCCAGGGCGCUCCAACCCAGUCUCUGGACCAGGAAGACGGCGACCUAGGCGACCUCAGCCCUAACUACAGAUACCAGAUCUAG